Messenger RNA from Anisakis simplex (herring worm), 348 nucleotides. The record is from the annotation of a GenBank genome assembly. Lineage: Eukaryota; Metazoa; Nematoda; Chromadorea; Rhabditida; Anisakidae.
AUGGAUGUGUUGAUGGAACGAAUCAAGGAAGCCGAGCACUUCCGUGAUCGAUACUUCAAGGAGCAUCCCAACUCGACGUUAGCUGAAAAGUCGAAAUCUGUUCGAGAACGGGUUAUUCCUCUAUUACAGGAUAUUCCACUGGAAAUUCGUGGUUCGUCAUCGUCGAGUGCGGAUUAUUGUUUGCUGAGCGGAACAAUUUUGAAUAUUUGCACAGAAUAUGAGCCGGAAUGUGAGAAGUAUUUAACGAAAGCGGUCAAGUUGAACCCACGUUUGACGAAUGCCUGGUACGAGUUGGGUGAAUGCUUAUGGAAGAGGGAAGAUUAUGAGAUUGCAAUUGAUUGCUUCAAG